GUAUAGUAUAGUAUAGUAUACUGUUAAGAACAGCUUGUAGAAAUUGUAGAUUGUUAGACUUGAGUGUUGAGACUGUACAUGUACAGACUAAAAGCGCAUAAUCAAUGAGUGGUAUAUUACCAAAUUGUCCAAACCACUACUUAAGCUCCACUUCGAUCUUUUGGCGUUUACCUCAUCCCAUCGCAUUAUCACCAUCGAAAAUCACUAACGCGUACUCGAGUCUACCCAUCUUCACCAGGAUCUCACAGCACGGCGGAACUACGACUACGACAUGUCGGUGGGUUCUUCAGCUCCAGUCUCAGCGACUCAACGAAUAAGUAAGUCUGACUUGACUCAAUUCUUGGACGAUAUCGAGAAGAACAUUAAUACCGAUGAUAAUGCUGAUUUCAAAAAGUUAAUACUAUACUUGUUUCAAUUCACCAACGAUAAGUUAUGGAACUUAAGUAGUGAAGAUAGUCAUGAGUUAGUACCUCGACUCUUGGAUACCAUUGAGUUGGUAUUAUCCAAGAGAUUACAUUUAUUGAAUCUUCUACUAGAAUAUGAUGAUUACUGCUCUAUAUACGUACCGACUGAAGAGGAAGAAUCAUCAGAAUCAUCAGAAUCAUCCUAUCUUCUAUACGAUUGGUCAAUUUUAUUUGCUAUUGAUCAUAUACCCAGUUAUCAUAAUAAUAUCACUCUACUAAAUCAUAUUAAAUCAUUUAUAAUUCAUAUCAUUAAUCUUGUUACUACUAAACUUCAUAAUUUUAAAUAUGUUAAACAACUACGAAGUAAAUUAUUAACUAUACUAGAUACAAAUAUAUCUAUAUUACUUAAUAGUAUAGGGAAUGAUGGAAUUGAAAUGAAUAAAACAUUAAUUCAAACUGUUCAUAUGUUUUCUAUCCUAAAUGAUUAUGAUUUAUCGAUUAAAUUAUCGCUUAAUCUUAUUAGUUAUCAAUUAAAAUUCGAAAGUUAUAGUCGAAAGAUUUGGUUUAUCCUUAAUGAAAUAUAUCCAUAUCCAUCUAAUGAAGAUACGCUUCAAUUAGUUGAUAAUUUAAAAUCUAUAGUUGUAAUGAAUCUUACUGAUAAUUUAGUACUUUAUGAUUCAACAACUUGGAAUCAAAUAUCUAUGGUAUUAACUUGGAUAAUUGAAUAUUUAAGAACAGAUCUUGAUAAAUCUAUGAAUGUCACGAAAUCAGCAGCUUAUACAUUUUUGAAGAUAUUUGCCUUAUGUAUUGAUAAGGAUAUUGUAGAGAAUUUCAUUAAUUGCAAUAAUUUACGAAGUUUAUUGGCAAAGUUAGAUGAUAAAUCAUUUACUAAGUCAUUACCGGGAUUAAUCGUUAAGGCAUUACACAUAAUUCGAUUUCGUUAUGGUACAUUUAUAGAUGAUACUAUUGUAGUCAAUGAGUAUCGAACAUCUGAUUCCAAUCAGUUUAUUAUUAAACCAUUUGUGGAUAUGGAAUUAGAAUCAUUAAGACUAAAGUUACUCAAUCUCCCUAAUGGUCAAAGUCAAGAAGAAUAUCUUAGUCAAUGGAUUCAUUAUGUUAAACAUCUUAUACAACAUGAAUCCCAGAUAUUUGAUGAAGAUUAUACACUUUAUACUAUGAUUACUGCCCUAGGUAAUUUCUCAUGUUUGUUAAGUAAAGAUUUUAACUUUCGAAUUAAUGAAUGUUCGAGAUGUGGAAGUGGAUCUAAAUACAAGAAUUACUAUGAUAAUAUCGAUGUUAAACGUCGAGUAUUCUAUACUUCACCAGAGAUUGUAGGAUUAUAUGAAAUCAUUAUAAGUGAUUUCUUAAUUGGGAAGAAGAGACAUGUAUUAGAUACUAAUCCAUUAAUAUGUACCAACUUAUUAUUAACUAUCUAUAAGUUAUUUGCUAGUUAUAAUCCUCAAACACUGACAGUUCAUGAUGAAAGAGUAUUCAAUUUCAUUAUCUAUUGUUUAACCAAUAAUCAUAAUCGAGAUGUACGAUUAUUAGCAGGAAGAAUACUUCCACUCUACUUAAUUCAAGAUAAAACAGUUAAUACAGAUAGUAUUUUUAAACGAAUCUUUCAAAUCAUUACUAAUAUUGAUUUCACUAGUGAAAAUAGACAACAUUUUGCUGAAUCAACUAUACGAGCAUUACUGGAAUUAGCCGUUAUAUCUGAAGGCGAAAGAUUAUGUGUUAUAUUUAUAAAACUUAUCGAUUAUUUUGGAGAAAAUAAUGAACAACAUGCCAAUUAUGGUUAUAGUGCUAUUUUAUAUAUAUCAAGUGCAAAAGUUAUGCCCCCUUAUAAAUUAUUAUUCCCAUUUUUACCUAGUAUAUCUGAAGUUAUUAUAAAGAAACCUCGAAUGUUAUCUCGAGUUACUGAAGUGUUGGGUGUCACCAUUAAAUUUUUUUUAACCAGAACAAGAGAGUAUACUACUCCUCGAUUACUUGAAUAUUAUAAACAUGAUUUUAUUCAAGAUAUUGCCCAGGCAUGCGACUUGACUAAAUUAGAAUUAAUUCAUAAGAAUUUAUCAAGAAUUAUUGCUUAUUAUCUUGUUCGAGAUGCUCAUAUUGAUGAACAAUAUAUAAUCAAUGUUCUUUCAACGGUUUAUCCUAAUUAUCAAUUAUUAACUCUUGCUGAUAUCAUUCGAAAGAGUGGAGAAUUGACUUGGUUUAUUCUACUUCAAAUUCAAGUAGAUGAGGGGAAUAAUAUAGUUAAUAAUGAUAGAAUAUUGAAUGCCUUAAAGUAUACUGCCAAAGUAACUAUUAAACAAAAGGAUAAACCAAUCAAUGUUCAGGGGAAAUAUGUAGAAUUUCUAUUAGAUGAGAAUGUACUUGAAUUAGUCCAAAGAUUUAGUGAGAAUAUGCAUCAUAUUAAAGGUACUAAACCAUAUUUAGAGAAGAUUAGUUCAUUACGAGCCAUUGAAUUUCUUAUUAAUACGAAUAUUAAUGCUGCCACUACGGCUCUUGGACAAAUAUCUACUUGUUUACAAGCAUCAUUAGAGACUGCGGAAUUUCAGUAUCAUACCUUACGAAAUUUCCAUGCAUUAAUACUUAAAUUACCUCGAAAUCAUCUUAUUACUAUAGUUGAUAUUAUUAUCUCACUGAUAUAUCAGAAAUAUGAGGAAUUUGAUAAGAAUUCUAAGGAUUUAGCCGUACGAGUACUUAAGGAUAUCUUUACAGAAAUCACUACUAAGCGGAGUAGUAGAUUAGUACUUUAUUUACUUUCAAUUCCAUUUCUUAAACAUAUUGAAGUAAGAGAUAUUAUAUCAGGAGGGUUUAAUAAGAACAUUAAACAAAUCUCUCGAUUAGUAAUCUUUCAAGAAUUCACUAGACGAUUAAAUACUAGUAAUGAAUAUGUAGUUAAACAAGCAUUAUUUGAUUUAACUAAUUAUUGUCAACAGUAUCAAAUAAAUUGUCAAACUGAAUAUUUUAAGGAUCCAAUGUUAGAAGUUAGUAUAGGAGAUUUAAUUCGAGUAGUAUUAGAUACGGCUGCAAAAUUUAAAACUACUAAUGAAUCUAUAUCUACUGGAUGUGCUAAGGCCAUGUCAGUGAUUGGAUCAUUAGAUAGUAAUAAAUUUAAAUUCAAGACUAUUAAGAAACAAAUAGUUAUAAUUCAAGAUUUUAAGGAUUAUAAAGAGAAUAGUGAAUUCUUAGUUGAUUUUAUUGAGAAUAGAGUACUAAAAAUCUUUUGGGCAUCGAGUGAUCCAGUUAAACAAUUAUUUUCGGCUUAUGCUAUGCAAAAUUUCCUUAAGAUUCUUAAAUUAAAUCAUGAUAUUUUAACUCCUAAUAGUCAAGAUCAUCUUCUAUUAGUAUGGGAUAGAUUUAGUGAGAUUGCUAAAUCCACUUUAACACCUUUAUUAUCAUCUAAAUAUGUGGCCCCCACAGUAAAAUAUGAACCUAUUGAAUUCCCAUUAUUUAAAUUAGGUAUGAAAUAUGAAGCUUGGUUAGUUGAAUUUACAUCUGAUCUAUUAAAGAGACCAUUAGUAAAACCAAAAAGUCUGAAACAUGCCAUAUUUCAAACAUGUGCUCGACUUAUCCGAGAUCGAGAUCAAGAUAUUUCAUUAUGUAAUUAUUUACUAAAAUAUGUGGCCUUAUCUCAUAUUAUUAAUGGUAAUGAGUUAGCCAUUAAUAAUAUUAAACAAGAAUUCUUAAAUAUUCUUCAUACUGAUUUCACAACUUCAGUUACAGCCAUAUCUCCAGAAAGAAUUGAACUGUUAAAGGCAUGUUUCCAAGCCGUAUUUGAAGUAUUGGAUUAUUUAAAUGAAUGGGUAUCUACGGCUACUCAUUAUUCCAGUACCAAUUAUCUUGAAAAUGAAGAUUCAAUUAGGAUUAAAGCCAAUAUUAAAUAUAUUCGAGAGUUCUUACUGGUUAUACCCAUGGAUUUAAUUGCCAUUAAAUCAGCCGAAUGUGAUUCUUAUGAAAGAACUAUUUUAUACUUGGAGAAAUGUUAUAGAGAGGGUAAAGUAGACAAUUUAAAUCUUGUAACUACUUUACAAUCAAUGUAUUCAAAUUUAAAUGAUUACGAUUCAUUAAAUGGAGUAUUAAAGAAAUUCUCAACUAAUAAUUUAGGCGAGAAACUUAAAACUUUCCAAUAUAAUGAGAAUUGGAAUUUAGCUCAAGAAUCGUUUCAAAUAUUGGGUACCGUAGGUGAUAGUCAAGUGGAAAAUAAUACUAAAUUAUUAAAAUCUUUUCAUGAACAUGGAUUACAUGAAGAAGUAUUGGCUACUUUAGCAGAAAAGAGUGAUGCCCGAGAAUUAAGUUUAAUACCUUUGGAUUGGGCUCUUGUAGGACUUCAAUCUUCAGUAUAUUCUGGAGAUGUUAAAGAGAUUCAAAAAUGGUUCUUUGUCGUGAAUUCUAUUGGGAAGCCUCAAGAUGUAGAGACUCUUAUAACUUAUGAAUUUGCUAAGGGAGUUAACUUUCUCUUUGAGAAUAAACCUCUGGAAUUCACUAGUUGUAUGAAUCAUCUUUAUAAGAUUAUUGGUAAGAAUUUAGUGCCUACCACCUCAUCUAAUUUUUCCAGAAAUGUAACUCUUAUGAAUCAACUUCAUUCUAUUUAUGAUCUUUCACUUAUAAUUAAGUCUGAUCCUGAUAAUGAUAAUGAAGUAAUUCUUAAACAACGAUUAGCUAAUAUUGAUCAAGGAUUUGAUACUCAAUUACAAGUGUUAUCAUUACAUAAUAUUGGAAAUCAAAUGAAAUUGGAUAAUGGGAAAAUCGCUGAAGUAUUACUUUUCAGUUCUUCAUUAGCUCGAAAGAAUAAUCGGUUAGAUAUAUCUACUCGAUCGAUUUUAAAGGCUAUGGCCCUUAAUUGUAAAGAUGCCAAUAUUGAAUAUGCUAAAUUACUUUGGGCUCAAGGUAAACAGACUGAAGCCAUUAAAUCCUUAUCAGAAAUUCGUCAUGAUAUUGAUGGUGAUACGGGGAAUGAUGAGAAACGGGCUGAAGUUCAAUUAUAUUAUGCUAAAUGGCUUGAUGAAUCGAAUCAUCUUUCAUCUCAAGCCAUUAUUGAUGAAUAUAAUAAGGCUAUCCAACUUAAUCUGGCAUCGGAACGAGCCUAUUAUGAUCUUGGAUCUUAUUUUAAUAAAGUAUUUGAAUCAAGUAAUGAUCAAACAGGAUAUUAUGAACAACAAACAGUUCGAAAUUAUCUUAAAUCUUUAUCAUUAGGUAGUAGAUAUAUAUUUGAAGCAUUACCUAAAGUUAUAACUAUGUGGUUAGAUUUAGCUCAAAGAAGUAAUAAAAAUAGAGAAGCUGAACGUCGAAUUAAUUUAAUGGUUGAUGAUUUAAAUAAGGGAAUUAUAUCAAUUCCAGCUUGUGUUUGGUAUACAGCCAUAACUCAAUUAUUAUCAAGAAUUGUUCAUGAACAUAUUCCAUCUUAUGAACAUAUAUCUACUAUACUAUAUGUUAUAGUUAGACAAUAUCCUCAACAUAGUUUAUGGUAUGUAUUAUCUCAUUCGAAUUCUCGAGAUUCUAUUAGACGAGAAAGAAUAUCAGAUAUUCUUCUGAGAGUUAAAGCAGCCACUGAUAAUAUUGAUACUCUUAAUAUUGAUAAAGCCAAAGAAUUAUUUAAUAGUUUAAAUAAAAUUGCUAAUGUUAAAGUUCCUAAGAAUACUAAACAGAAGAGAUUAUCAUUGAAAAGGAAUUUUAAUGUAUUAAAUCUUGAUGAUCCAUUUGAAGCAUUAGUUAUUCCAGUUCGAUCUAAUUUGGAUAUAAGACUUCCAUCAGUUUAUACCCUUCGAAUUAGUCCAUUUCCUCGGUCUGCUACAGUAACUUUUGAUGGAGUUGAUGAUGUAGUUAAUUUAUUCUUUUCAUUACAAAUGCCUCGACAAAUAACUAUUAGAGGUUCCGAUGGUAAGGCUUAUAGAUUAAUGGUUAAACGUGAUGAUACAAGAAAGGAUGCUAAAGUUGGAGAAUUUACUACUAUGAUUAAUCGAUUACUUUCUUCAAGUAAUGAAGCAAGAAAGAGAGAUUUAAAUAUUCCAAAUUAUGCAGUUAUACCUCUAGCCGAAGAUUCUGGAGUUAUUGAAUUUGUACCUGAUGUUCAAACUCUUAAGGGAAUAACUACUGAUCAAAGGAAAAGAAUGGGACAAUCAUUACUGGAAAGGAAAGUAUUUAUUCGACUUGAAGAAGCUCAAAAACCAGUAAGAAAUAAUGGUCAUACUAAUGAUAAUAUGAGUAAUUUGAUUUCUGUAUUUAAUACAAUUAUGAAUGAUCAUCCUCCCGUACUUCAUCAUUGGUUUAUUGAUCAAUUUUCUGAUCCAUCAGCUUGGUAUUUAGCUCGUACCAAUCUUACCAGAUCUUUAGCAGUUAUGUCUAUAGUAGGUUAUAUUAUUGGAUUGGGUGAUAGACAUUGUGAAAAUAUACUUAUAUUUAAAAAAUCGGGUUCAAUAUUACAUAUUGAUUUUGAUUGUUUAUUUGAAAAGGGUACUACAUUACCGACACCUGAGAUUGUUCCAUUUAGAUUAACCCAAAAUUUAAUUGAUGCAAUGGGAAUUUGUGGUAUUGAAGGUAGUUUCCGUAUAACUUGUGAAGUGGCCGGAUCUUUACUAAGAGAUAAUGAAGCUCCAUUAAUGAAUAUUCUUGAAACUUUAUUAUAUGAUCCCUUAUUAGAUUGGAAGACUCAAAAGCCUGAAGCUCAUUUAUCUAAAGUUAGACGGAAAUUAAGAGGUUUGGUUAGUGAAAAGGAAGGGUUGCCUAUGCAUAUUAGUGGGCAAGUAGAUGUACUUAUUCAAGAGGCAACUUCAGUAGAGAGAUUGGCUCAGAUGUAUGGGGGCUGGGCUCCCUACGUAUGAUA
Molecule: messenger RNA, 7230 nt
Organism: Scheffersomyces amazonensis
Lineage: Eukaryota; Fungi; Ascomycota; Pichiomycetes; Serinales; Debaryomycetaceae
Gene: MEC1
Product: protein kinase
Exons: 3
Coding region: 272-7228 (2318 amino acids)
Biological process (GO): telomere maintenance; protein phosphorylation; DNA damage checkpoint signaling
Cellular component (GO): nucleus
Molecular function (GO): protein binding; protein serine/threonine kinase activity
Source: RefSeq, a predicted model, not a curated record